AUGUCUUGUGCAUUACAGCAUCUUAAUGUUAAUGAUCAUUACGCGGUUGUUCUUUAUGAAAAAAUCGACAAAACUGUUGAAAGAAUUGAAAGUGAUUCUUUCAAAUUAUUUGAAAAAUGUCUUGAAACUAAUGAACAAUUCCAAUAUAAUGGUCCGUUGAGAACAACUAAUUACCAAUCUAUUGGACAUUAUGGCCUUGUUCUUCGCAACAGCCAAAACUACAUCGAUCUUGCUAAUAAUUCUACUUUUGUACAGAAAUCUCUUGCUUUUAGAACUUUUCAUAACAGAGAAAAUAUUGGCUUGUUUAUCAAUUUUGAUCCUUUCCCUUAUAAAGAUGCUAAAGCAAAGCCGAUUCCUUACUACCCUGAUUAUGAUUAUGAUGAUUACGAUGAUUACGGUGGAGGGCCAGACUUUGACGAAGUAGAUGAAAUUGAUUUUGUAGAUGAUGAUGAAGUUUUAUAA
Trichomonas vaginalis G3 is the source of this 462-nucleotide messenger RNA. Its product is annotated as ankyrin repeat and EF-Hand domain-containing protein 1 family. Bases 1 to 462 code for a protein of 153 amino acids. Lineage: Eukaryota; Parabasalia; Trichomonadida; Trichomonadidae. The transcript has a single exon. The record is from RefSeq and is a predicted model, not a curated record.